CCGUCCCAACCCCCAGCUCUCUCCAACCCCGGAUUCCGGGCCCCCCGUUCCCCGGAACGCCCGGUCCUGGGGUCCUCGGGUCCUCGGCCCCCCCCCCACGACCACCGUGAGCCCCAUGGAGGAGUGAAGACCCGGCCCGGGCCGAGGACAUGGGCCCACCGGGCCCGCCCGGCCUGCUGGUGCUGUUGGGCCUGGUGCUGCUGCUGGCGGGGCCUGGCCUGGGGCUCCCCCGGUCUGGGGCUCAGGUGCUGGAGACCGGCCUGAAGUGCCCCAAAGGGAAGUACCCCUCAGGUAACAACACCUUCUGCUGCACCAAGUGUCACAAAGGGACGUACCUGGUGGCCAAGUGUCCCGAGCCCGGCCGGGAGUCCAACUGCCAGGACUGUGCCCCGGGGACCUAUACUGCCAUCGAGAACUUCUCUAAUAACUGCCUCAGCUGCCAGCGGUGCCGCAGUGAGCUGGGGCAGGUGGAGAAGUUGCCAUGUACGCCUGAGAGGAACACGGAGUGUGGCUGCCGGGAGAACCAGUACCGCCUGGGCAGGGACCACACCUUCCGCUGCCGUAACUGCAGCCUCUGCCUCAAUGGCACCAUCCUCCACUCGUGUGUGGAGAACCGGGAUGCCGUGUGUCGCUGCAACCCAAGUUUCUUCCUGAAGGAAAACAAGUGUUUCCCCUGCCACCACUGUGAGGAUGACCCUGACUGCAAGAUGUUCUGCCCCGAUAGCCCUUCGUCCGUCCAACGGCCGGAGCCAGACAAUAGUGCCGUGCUCCUGCCCUUGGUGAUCUUCCUGAGCCUGUGCUGUUUCUUCCUCGUCUUCAUCGGCCUUGCCUGGCACUUUCAGCCCCUCAAGUCCAAGCUGACCUAUCUGGCUGUGAAGAGAAUGCCGCCAACCCCAAGAGAGCCGACCGGAGUGCAGAUCGUGAGCACACCUCUGUCCCUGAGCCCCACCUCCGCCCCCGCCCGCUCCCCCAGCGACUGGCCACCCGAGCAAGUGGGCAGCCCACCGUGGAGCAUCGAGGAAGUCCCUUUCCACCAGGGGACGGUCCACCCUCCUGCCUCCGCUGCCGCCCUCACUCCUGCCCUUGUCCAGGCUUUGCCCAACUGCCUCAACGCCCUCCGCCCGGACAACCCAGCGAUGCUGUACGCGGUGGUGGACGGCGUCCCGCCCUCGCGCUGGAAGGAGUUCAUGCGGCGGCUGGGCCUGACGGAGCACGAGAUCGAGCGUCUCGAGCUGCAGAACGGCCGCUGCCUACGCGAGGCUCACUACAGCAUGCUGACGACCUGGCGCCAGCGCGCGCCCCGCAACCAGGCCACGCUGGAGCUGCUCGGGCGCACGCUUACCGAAAUGGACCUGCGUGGCUGCCUGGAGGACAUCCACGAGACCCUGGCCCGAGGCCACACUCCCUAUGUCCCGCUGUCCCUGCCCCCGCGGUGAGGCCUGGCUCCUCGUCAUGACGACCUCCCAGCCCGCGUGGCCCUUCCCCCCAACCUCACCCGGGGUCACGUGUAGCUCCUGCGGGGUUAGGGGCCAGCGCCGGGCCGAGGCCGUGAACCGGAGGCCGGACGCCGUGACGUCAUGCACGGGGGUUGGGGGGACAGUGUCGGGAUUGGUGAGAGAGCCCCUCCCUCCCCCAUCUGGAUGUGUGUGUGUGAGUGGGGAGGGGGCGUUUGGGCCACCAUUGAACUUCUGCCCAUCCUCCCGCCUGUCUGCCCCUCCGCACUGUGGGCCUGGUCCGGCCCUGCAACUCUUUGUACACUACCUGGGACGGGCUCCUCUCCGGCUCUCCCGCCUGGGACCUCAACUGUAAAUACACUAAACUCUCAGAUUAAAGCUCAGACUAUUGGA
Tachyglossus aculeatus (Australian echidna) is the source of this 1847-nucleotide messenger RNA. It is a transcript of the gene TNFRSF1A, whose product is annotated as TNF receptor superfamily member 1A. Gene Ontology annotation, cellular component: membrane raft; signaling receptor complex; mitochondrion. The coding region runs from base 150 to 1436 and encodes 428 amino acids. NCBI's taxonomy places the organism in Eukaryota, Metazoa, Chordata, Mammalia, Monotremata, Tachyglossidae. The transcript has 10 exons. The record is from RefSeq and is a predicted model, not a curated record. Gene Ontology annotation, molecular function: tumor necrosis factor receptor activity; tumor necrosis factor binding. Gene Ontology annotation, biological process: prostaglandin metabolic process; inflammatory response; tumor necrosis factor-mediated signaling pathway.